Juglans regia (Persian walnut) is the source of this 2651-nucleotide messenger RNA. RefSeq names its product beclin-1-like protein. Gene Ontology annotation, biological process: cellular response to nitrogen starvation; late endosome to vacuole transport; autophagy. Gene Ontology annotation, cellular component: phosphatidylinositol 3-kinase complex, class III, type II; phosphatidylinositol 3-kinase complex, class III, type I; phagophore assembly site. The transcript has 10 exons. The record is from RefSeq and is a predicted model, not a curated record. Bases 191 to 1498 code for a protein of 435 amino acids. Lineage: Eukaryota; Viridiplantae; Streptophyta; Magnoliopsida; Fagales; Juglandaceae.
UUGACCUAGCGCACGACGUCACGGCGGUGCGGUAUCCAACCCGAUCGUCUGUUUUUGAAGAAAGAAAGAGAGAGGAGAAGAAAGAAAAACCUCAGAAACGAGAAAGAAAACAAAUUUCAAGCUUCAAACUGUUUUGAUUUGUUCUCUGUAGCUGAGCAGCAUAAUAGGAGUCAAGGAAGAAGGAGAGAGCAUGGCGGAUAAGAGUCGUUCCCUCCCGGUGGAUCCUACUUUGCCUCGAUGGAUCUGCCAGAACUGCCGCCACCCCCUCUCCAUCGUUGGCGUUGAUCCUUACGCCGACAAGUUCUUGAACGAUUACUCUUCUCGCUCCGGAAUGCAAGGGUCUUCAAUUCAUGGGGCCAACAGUGUGUUAGGUUCAACUCGCAUGGACAACUCUUUUGUUGUGCUACCAAAGCAGAAACCCCAGUCACAAGGGAUUCCUCCUCGUCCUCGCAGUGGAGUUGGGCCACCUGAUAUGAGUCAGCCGGGGAAGACAAUGGAAGAGUCCUUUGUGGUUGUGUAUAAGUCUGAAUCUGCAUCUGAUGGAAGUGGGACUCAUUUGCCAUCAACUGAAGCAGGAUCCAAUGGUCCUUUGCCGCCUCACAACUCUGGGUUUCACUCAACUAUAACUGUGUUAAAACGUGCAUUUGAGAUCGCCACAACCCAGACUCAGGUUGAGCAGCCGCUAUGCCUAGAAUGCAUGAGGGUGUUGUCUGACAAACUUGACAAGGAGGUUGAAGAUGUAAAUAGGGAUAUUGAAGCAUAUGAAGCCUGUCUUAAGCGCUUGGAGGGAGACACGCGAGUUGUUCUUAGCGAGGCUGAUUUUCUGAAGGAGAAACUAAAGAUUGAGGAAGAAGAGAGAAAACUUGAAGCUGCAAUUGAAGAAACAGAGAGACAGAAGGCUGAAGUAAAUGCUGAACUGAAGGAGCUGGAGUUGAAAUCUAGCCGCUUUAAAGAAUUGGAGGAGCGGUAUUGGCACGAGUUUAAUAAUUUUCAGUUUCAAUUAAUUUCACACCAGGAAGAGAGAGAUGCAAUUCUGGCACGAAUUGAAGUUUCCCAAGCACAUUUGGAGUUGUUGAAGCGAACUAAUGUGCUCAAUGAUGCCUUCCCCAUCUGUCAGGAAGGAGAAUUUGGUACAAUUAACAAUUUUCGACUUGGAAGGCUUCCUAAAGUGCCGGUUGAGUGGGAUGAGAUAAAUGCUGCUUGGGGCCAAGCUUGCCUUCUCCUCCACACAAUGUGUCAAUAUUUCCGGCCAAAGUUUCAAUAUCGAAUAAAAAUUAUUCCUAUGGGCAGCUACCCUCGAAUUAUGGACAGCAACAACAAUACUUAUGAGCUGUUUGGCCCUGUGAACUUGUUUUGGAGCACUCGUUAUGACAAAGCAAUGACACUGUUCGCGACAUGCCUCAAGGACUUUGCCGAGUUUGCACAUUUGAAGGAUCUAGAAAACAACAUACCUCCUGACAAACACUUCAAAUUGCCCUAUAAGUUGAUAAUGUCUUAAGGAACAUAAGCGUGACAAACCAGGGCAACUUUCCAUCGAAACAGCUCGAGAGGACUAUUUUAUUAGAGUGUCAGGUGAAGAUUUCUAACUUUUUGACUCUUAUCGGUGGUGCCAACCCAGAUGAUAGAGGGACAUACACGAUCUCUAUCUGAGGAGCUUCGGUUAUAUUUUUAGAUUAGUAUUCCUAAAUUGCGCAUUGCAUAUCCGAACGUGGUGUUUAGAGAGUCUUUAGCUUCGGGUGAUGGGGGAGACUGUUGAGGAUGAGGGAUCAACUAUACAGAUGAGCUCGAUUUCCUCGCUGAUAAUGAGGUGAGGGAGUUGGUUGCUGAUCCAGAUGCUUCUUUGUAUGAUGGGAUGAAGAGCAUCAAGCAGGUAGAUCUAUCUGCUUUCUUCAAGAUCAUGAAUUUGAUCAUCACCAACAAUAUUGAUCAUUGACAGCACAAGACAGAGGUUGGCAUGGAUUAAGUGAAGUUUAUGAUACGCGUUGCUUGUGACAAUCCUAUUGACCUAGUGGGUUAUAUAUUUGAUCGGAUUCAAUCAGAGGCCUAGUACAUUACGACGGAUAUAUUGCCAUUCGGGAGCCUAACCACCCAAUUUCUACAUGUUGGGGUCCUACCAAAUAUUGUCAAGCGUGUCUAGGAGCCGAUGAGACCGAUCAAUAACUCUACCCUGUCACGAAGCAUGGGACACUUGAGACUUUGUCUUCGUGGUCUUAUUCCAAUCCCAGUCGAUACUCAAAGAGAUGGACACCUAAGAGAUCAUGGAGUAUUGGCUGGUGAGAUAUCCACGCAAGCCGAGGCAUUAUGCAUAGCUACUUGUGAGGAGAUUAUUGAUAUAGUGCGUGCAAAGAUCAGUGGACAGACAUUAGCAGUGAUCAAUGUAGUGCGUACGGAGAUCUAUACUGCCAUGUCUAACUUACAUACAAAGAUUAAUGCUAGCAUAUCUGACUUACUUACAUAGAUUAAUAGGUGUUCGAAUAUUGAUUAUCUUUGGCAUUCAAACAUACUGUAUGUUGUUCGAACAAUAAGUUAAUGUUCCGCUAAAUUCCCGUUCGAUCAUAUAUAAUAUCUGUUCAAACAUUGAUUAACCUUGAUAUUCGAAUGUUGUUGUAUGUUGUUUGAAUGGUAAAUCAAUGUCCCGCUAAAUUUUGUCA